UCCCUCAAGCUCAUUCGUUCUUUCGACAGCCGCCUGCAAAUUACCACGUGAAGCGAAAUACGUGAAUUUCACGACAAAAAUUAAAGUACACUACUAAAUAGUUAAAAACAGCGAGCAGCUAGUGCCUGGCAUUAGAAAGCAAACAGAGCUCGAAGCAAAUCUAGUUUCCUUGUAACAGAUAAAAACUUAAGAAUAAACUAAAUUAGACACAAAAUGGCGCUACGCGUGCAAUUUGAGAACAAUGACGAUAUUGGCGUCUUCAGUAAAUUAACAAACACAUAUUGCCUGGUGGCAAUCGGCGGCUCCGAGACCUUCUACAGUGCCUACGAAGCCGAGUUGGCCGAAACCAUACCGGUGGUGCAUGCCAACAUUGGCGGCUGCCGCAUCAUUGGCCGCCUUACGGUCGGCAAUCGGAAUGGAUUGCUGGUGCCGCAUUCCACCACAGACGAGGAGCUGCAGCAUUUGCGCAACAGCCUGCCGGAUGCGGUUAAAAUCCAGCGUGUCGAGGAGCGUUUGUCUGCGCUGGGCAAUGUGGUUGCCUGCAACGAUUAUGUGGCACUGGUGCAUCCCGAUUUGGACAGGGAAACCGAAGAAAUAAUCACGGACGUACUGAAUGUGGAAGUCUUCCGUCAGACCAUUGCCGACAAUACGCUGGUCGGCUCCUACACAGUGCUGAGCAAUCAGGGCGGCAUGGUGCAUCCCAAGACCAGCAUACAGGACCAGGACGAGCUGUCGUCGCUGCUGCAAGUGCCGCUCGUUGCCGGCACCGUCAAUCGUGGCAGCGAAGUGCUGGCUGCCGGCAUGGUCGUUAACGAUUGGAUCUCGUUUGUCGGCAUGAAUACAACGGCCACCGAGAUUUCCGUUAUCGAGAGCGUCUUCAAAUUGAAUCAAGCACAGCCGGCCACGGUUACAACAAAGCUGCGUGCAGCACUCAUCGAGGAGAUGUCCUAAGCAAACGGCUUCUACUAAUUGUUAAGCAAGCACACACACACAAGCACACACACUUUGUUAUCUUUUGUAAACAGUCCGCCAAAAUACAUACGAAACAACCACAAACAA
Drosophila novamexicana is the source of this 1059-nucleotide messenger RNA. RefSeq names its product eukaryotic translation initiation factor 6 (gene eIF6). Gene Ontology annotation, molecular function: ribosomal large subunit binding. The coding region runs from base 214 to 951 and encodes 245 amino acids. The record is from RefSeq and is a predicted model, not a curated record. Gene Ontology annotation, cellular component: preribosome, large subunit precursor; nucleolus; cytosol. Lineage: Eukaryota; Metazoa; Arthropoda; Insecta; Diptera; Drosophilidae. The transcript has a single exon. Gene Ontology annotation, biological process: maturation of 5.8S rRNA; cytosolic ribosome assembly; assembly of large subunit precursor of preribosome.